Messenger RNA from Colias croceus (clouded yellow), 2335 nucleotides. It is a transcript of the gene igl, whose product is annotated as sperm surface protein Sp17. NCBI's taxonomy places the organism in Eukaryota, Metazoa, Arthropoda, Insecta, Lepidoptera, Pieridae. The record is from RefSeq and is a predicted model, not a curated record. Bases 83 to 562 code for a protein of 159 amino acids. Gene Ontology annotation, molecular function: calmodulin binding. The transcript has 4 exons.
ACGGAACUAUGUUAUAGACUAUAGUUAAGUUAUACAUAAAUAGUAUAGUGGUAGUGUACUGAUAGUUAAACAAACAGACAAAAUGGGUUGCAACACAAGUUCUGACGCUAAGUCGAAUAAAGAAGAGAAGGACUCACAGGAAAAUCAGGCGAAUGCGGUCACAGAGGAAAAGCAAAAAGAAUCAGCCGAUAAGAGUGGUCCCUCCGAGGAAGAAGCCGCCACUAAGAUACAGGCGGUUUUCCGUGGUCACAAAACAAGAAAAUCCGUCAACAUGAAGGCAGCUGAGAAACCGGCUGAGAACCAGCAGGAGCCGACCAAGGCGGAGCUAGAGGCGGAGUUCCGCGCUGAUGAUAAAGAUUUGUGCAAUGCUGCAACCAAAAUACAAGCGUCCUUCCGCGGGCACCAGGCACGCAAGCAAACCCAGGUCGAAAAGACUAAGGAGCAGCAGGACAAGGAGGACGUAGAAAACAUCGACCUUACUGACCCGGAGCUGAACAAAGCCGCCACCAAGAUCCAGGCAUCUUUCCGCGGCCACAAAGUGCGCAAGGACACAACCAACUAAUUUAACUACCCCCAAACUUGUCUUUUGUACGUAAUACUGAAGAUUAGGAAGAUUUGAAUGUUUAUCUUUGUUUAGUUUUCUUGUUUUUGGUGUAUGUAGAGCGUUUAAAUGCUCUUUUGAAUUUGGUCGAAACAGGACAGUAUUAUCUUCAUUUUAUGUUUAUUUUCACAUACCUAUAAGUAUGGUAUUUUUGUCAGGAUUAUAAUAUUAAAAGCAUUCAAUUGUGCUACCUUCUUUAUUUUAAUUGUUAUCAUUAUUUCGUCAUUGGAUGUUUUUUUUUGUUAUUGAUUUAUUAAUUUUGUUCCAAUUGUUAAACUUAACUUGAAACAAUUUAUUUAAAGUCCUAUUGUUUAUUUCUGAUUUAGUACUGUACGGUGAAUGUAAUAUUCAUAUUAUAGUCACUCAUAUAUCUAUGGUUUGGCUUAAACUACAGGGUAUAAAUAGCAGUCCUCUUUGUCAGAGGUUUAACUUACUCAAUAUUCAGGUAAAUAUAAUAAGCCGCACAUAACUGGCUCAAUAAAAUAUGGAGGGGAUUACUGUAUACUGCACUUGGUACUAUCGCACGCCUCCUUCUUUCAGUGGUUGACGCGUGAGCGUAGAACCGAUGGGUCCUGGGUUCGAAUCCUAGAGGAAACGAAGAAAAAAAAAUGUCUCGGUCUGGCAGGACACAGAAGGAUCGCCUACUUGUCCAUAAAGAAAAACGAUUAGUGAAACAGAUGUAUGCGUAAUGCAUCUGCCCCUUUCCCCACUAGGGGACACGGGACUUUAUUACUUUCGCACCCCGCAUACAAUUGUUACUUAAGUACCUUAAUAUGAAUAUGUACUACAUUUUCAACAGAAUAGGCAUCUGAAUAUUGGUCUAGGUUUCCAAUAAACGAGACAGGAGUGACUGGCAGUUUUAUAUUAAUACAAGUUAGGUUUGAAAUGUUCUGUUGAAAAUGGUAGAGGAGAAAUAAAAUUGUAACAGUUAUUUUAAAUUUAAUCUUAUUUUCAGUAAGUUUUGUUUUUAAAAUGAGUUCUUAUGCUUCUGUUUUGAUGUAUACUUUUUUAUAUAACGAAAUAAUUCGAGAUUGAGAGAUCAUAUUAUGAUUUUUGAUAAAAUCGAUAAACUGUACAUUAAUACGUACAAAAGGCAAGUAAUUUUAACCAGUAUAUUUAAUGACACGUCAAUUCACUAUUAAACAAUGUAUAUUAUAAAUAAUAUAGUGUAUAACUUCUACAUUUAGUCUAUCCUUUUCCAUAAACUAGAAUAACUUAUCGUGUUGUCUCGUUCUUUCUUACGGCAAAUCAUACAUGAAUAAAAGAGACAAAACAUGAAACAGAUAAAAAAUAUUCAUCAAAGACAACACAAAAUAAUAUGUGAAUUGACGUAUUACUUCUUAUACUAUGUAGAAAAAAAAACAUUAUUAAUAAUAUUGUAAAGCAUAAUAAAUCUAUCCCAUUUUUCUAUAUCUAUAUUCUGGACAUUAAUUCCUGUAAAUCAAUUCAAAUUUUUUAACAUUCCAAUAAUUAUUAAUAUUUGUUGAUAUUUUAAUAUUAUUGCAUUGUUAACGUUUUAUUUAUUAAAUAGUUGUUAAGAUUAAGUCUAGUCUAGGAAGCUUAUAAUUGUUUAAAUUCUUAUAUAAUAUUGUUUGCAGAAUAUUUUCGAGAUAUUAAUUAAUAUAAUAAUUAUUUUAAUUCAAUAAUCUGUUGCCAUAACCGCCACGCAUUAUAUUUCUGUAAAUUGCCGAAUAAUAAUGGUUUAUUAAAUUAAAUAUUUAAUAUUCGCCAAUA